CUCACACCCUCUACAACACUGAUUCAAGCUCCACUGGUAUUUGGUUUUCUCACCCAGCCAAUCCCGGUGCAGUGGGCGGGGCUCGUCGGAAAACGGGUGGGUAAAACCCUUCCUCUCCUCAAACCUACUGGAUUGAGGUGUACCGUGACCGGACGCUGAACAGUCUUCUGCUCGCGUUAAAAACACCGUUUGAUUUCCAUUUGUUCCUUUUUGCACGAGUGUCAUCGCCACCGUUUGUCACACGGAUCCCGUGUAGGGAGAAUGGCAGGGAGUGGCACGGAGAAAAAGGACAGGCGCGUGAGGAUUCACUGCUGAGCUGAGCUGAGACGCGGCCGAUCCGCGCGGAGACCGAUAACUGCAGCCGGAGUGACCGGGAACGGCGCGGUGGCUGCUGCUCUUUACCGCCAUGGGUCGAGCGCCAGUAAGCUCGCUUGCAUUUUGAAACGAUAGUCUUUUGUGUCCCUGCGUCCUAGAACAAUGAAUUAAAAUGCUUGGUUUCGUUUUAGAACGCUUCGCUAGUGCGUUCUUGCGCUCUAGAACGCCUGGCUGGUGGGUGCUGCUUGGUGUAUGUGUACUUGCGUUCCAGAAUGCUUAGCUGUUGUUACGUUGUAGAACGGUUAGCUGGUGCAUACCUGUACUCUAGAAUGUAGGACUAAUCCAUACCUGUGCUCUAGAAAGCCUGGCUCGUGCAUAAUUCAGAAUGCUUAGCUAGUACUUCCGAUAGAACACAGCUGGUGUGUAGUUAUGUUCAUACUUGUGUACUGAAACACUUGAUAAUGGGUAUUUGCAUUCUAGAAUGCUAAUCUAAUUCAUAGAAGUUUGUGCAUAAAGUGCGCUAGCAACAAUUAGUGUAUACUUGGAAGACAUCAACAUUUUAAGGUGCAACAGAUUUUUCUGUUUACUGAAUUCAGAAGUACAUUUGUAUAGAAGUGUAAAGUUCUUUGAGCUUUCAAAACGUUGAAUAAUACUGUGGUGCUGUAUGAAAAAAUGUACAAACCUGUUUGUUUAUGUUAGCUAGAAGUGAACCAGUGAACCAAAUUCUUCCAGAAGUGAACGAAUUUGCGAGCCACGUGGAGCUACGUGAGAGAAAACCCGUGAUGUUGAAGUGUGCUAUGAUUGCAGCGGUUUGGACUGGUAGGUUUACAUUAGCCAAUGUUCUUGCUUGGCUGUACUAGCAAGCUUGCCAGUAUACGGGGGAUUUUAAUCGUACUAGCCAGUGUUCUUAAUAGUGCACUAGCAUCUAGAACGUAAGUGUGCCAGCUGAAUCACAGCCAUGCGGUGGAAGAGGAGUGUGAGGAGGUGAAGGUGGACUAGAGCCGGAGAAGAGGCUGGGGGUGGUGUGAUGGAGUGGUGGUAAAGAUUCCCACGUGUGUGUACGUAUGUGUGCACCUUUGUGAGUAUACACAAUGGAGCGGUUCCUGCAAAUCGCGCCGCACUCGCUGGCCAUUGUGCUGCGGCGUGUAGGGACGGAGCAAGCAGCCACUGUGACCGACGAGAUCCAACACCGGCACACGGGCUACGAGAUCUUCGCUGACUUCAAGGCAGAGAACAUGCAGCACUUCUGGAACAAGAAAGUGACAGAAGCCGUGGAGGAGACAUUCUUCCUUGGCUGGAUCGAUGAGCAUGUGCUGCUCAUCCAGGGCAAGGAGGAGCACCUGGAGGUGCUGAGGGAGGGCUGGACACGUCGGUCACUCAAAGCACCCCGUGGCUUCGAGAUCCAGUGCAUAGGUGAUGUGUCUCCCAUUAGUAUGUCCCCGAUCAGCCAGUCUCAGUUUAUUCCGCUGGGAGAAAUUCUGUGUUUGGCGAUUUCAGCCAUGAACUCCGCCCGCAAGCCCGUCACACAGGACGCCCUGAUGGAGCACCUCACCUCCUGCUUUCCAGGUGUACCCACACCAAGUCCAGAGAUCCUGCGGCACACGCUCAACAUGUUGGUUCGGGAGCGGAAGAUCUACCCCACGCCUGAGGGCUACUGCAUUGUUACACCCCAGACCUACUUCAUUACCCCCUCCCUCAUCCGCACCAACAGCAAAUGGUACCACCUGGACGAUCGGCAUCCAGACCGCCAGCAGCAGCCACAACAACAACAACAACAACAACAGCAGCAACAACAACAACAACAGCAGCAACAACAGUCACAGCAGCAGCAGUGUACGUCACCCCAGUCUGGCACAGUCACACCUUCUACAUCUGGAUGUGUGCGGGAAAGGCUAAACCACAAGAACCACUAUGACUCGUACAACUCAUACCGAGAUGAGGUGCCAAGCAAUCACACCACACUUCAGAGGAAGUCCCCCAAGGAACCUAAAGGAGAUCCCCCCUCAUACCCUCAGCCCCCACCUCCUCCACCAACCACACAACACCCACCUGAUCCAGACAAGAGCAGGAGCAACCCUUCCUUCUCUUACAAAACAGACACUCUGACCAAGAAGAAGGAGGGGAGUGCCGGGGGCAGCAGCGAGAGGCAAUCUAAGAAAUUUGGGCUAAAGCUUUUCCGACUGAGCUUUAGGAAAGACAAGACAAAGCAGCUGGCGACCUUCUCUGCCCAGUUUCCACCAGAAGAAUGGCCUCUUCGGGACGAGGACACGCCCUCUUCUGUGGCCAUUCCUCGCGAGGUGGAGAUGGAAAUCAUCCGGCGGAUAAACCCAGAUCUGACAGUGGAGAAUGUGGCACGGCACACAGCUGUGAUGAAGCGUUUGGAGGAAGAACGUGCUCAGCGCUGCAAGGCAGGUUCAUCUGCUCAGCACAGUAGUGCCCGCAGCCGCCGCAGCCGGGGCCACCGCCGUGUCCCACAUGGGAAAUCACGAUCUCACAGCAAAACCCGACAAACCUCUCGUGGAGACCCGUCUGAGAGCUCCAACAUGGACCUGGCCACCGCGGUGGGCCUGGAGAGGGACUACCGCUUCUUCAGCCACUCUCUUGUGCGAUCUCCUAGGGAGGGAAUGUACACGGUGGAGCGCAGGAGUGGUGCUUACCUUGUCCACAGCAACCCCAAUAUUGCAGAGUCAUAUUUCCCAGUUACACCUGAAUGGGACGUGUCGGGGGAGCUUGCGAAGAGACGGACAGAGAUGCCUUUCCCAGAGCCUUCACGUGGUACCUCACAUUCUAGAGUGCAUCGGAGCCACAGCCACACGCAAGACCGCAAGUCCCGCACCGAGCGGCCAGAUAAGGCUAAAGAGAGGUCGAGAUCCAUGGACAACUCCAAGGGUCCGCUGGGAGGUGGGAGCUCCACUCUAGGCACUCCAGAGGAGUAUGACCGCAGUCCAGACCAUCGGAGUCGAUACUAUACUGAUGACGGGACACUCAGAGCCUCUUCACAGAAAACUUCUCACUAUUCACGCAUUAUGUUCUCUGCUGCUAAGUUCAACUCGGAGAUGUCCGUGCCCGAUAUGGGUAAGAUGAGCCUAGACACCCCUCUGGAGCGGAACAAGAGCAGGGACAGCUUGCCAGCCUACUGCGAUCUGAAGGCCCUGUCGCCCAAGCCACUUGCAGACGACUACUUCCAGUGCAAUACGUCGAACGAAACAAUCUUAACCGCCCCAUUGCCACUGGGCAAAGCCGAUCACGACACCUUGACGCCAUCAGAUGGGAUCCGUAAGGGAUCACCAGCAGAUCGGCAGACACCACAUCUCACCUCCCCACAUCCCAUGGAUUACAAAGAGGACACCUCCACCAAGGGCCACAGUGGCUCGGGUAAACCCACACCUAGCCAGACUCCAGAGCCCAUGUCCAAUGGACGUUUGAUACAGCACCAACACAGUGCCGACCCAGGGGGUGGGGGAGGGGGCUGUGUGGGUGGCAGCAGCAGUGGGUUGGUGGUGGAUAAGAGGAAAGAGAUUUUCAGUAAGGAUACUCUGUUUAAGCCACCACACAAUGUUUUGACAAUGAGCUAUGUGGACAGUGGCUACUCAAAAUCAGGCACGUUGCGAAAGACCCCUCACAUGAAAUCAUCUGAGGUGCUGGACACCCUUGAGCCCCAAACUCCACCAGCUAACUCUGCCCCAUCACCUGCAUCAGCCCCGCCCCCAACAGGUUCAGAGCAGGGUGCCCCCUCUGCCUCUGAGGCCACAUUUGACUACUACAAUGUGUCGGAUGAUGAUGACGAGGAAGAAGUGGAAGAUUCUUCUCAUAAAGAGGCAGCGCCGGCCGAGGGAAACGGGCGGGCAGGGGCUGUAGAGGGUGGUGGCGGGGUUGGUGGUGGGGUUGGGGGUGGAACCAUGCAGUGGCUGCUGGAACGGGAGAAAGAGCGUGAUCUACAGAGGAAAUUCGAGACCAACCUGACUCUGCUGAGCCCCAAGGAGAACGAGAAUACCAGCAGUCAGAAAUCGGCACACUCCGCACGGCUGGAUAGCAUGGACAGCAGCAGUGUGACUGUAGACAGCGGCUUUAAUUCCCCUCGCACACGGGAGAGCCUGGCAUCCAACACCUCAAGCAUUGUGGAGAGUAACCGGCGGCAGAACCCCGCUCUGAGUCCGGGUCACAUGGGCAGCACCAGCAUCGGCCCACCCUUCACCUUCCGCACCAUCCCCGAGCCCCCCACCACACAGGCUGAGAAACUGCAGAAAUCUCCCAACUGCCUUGCCUCCAUCACCAGCGUCUGACACGGGCUUCAGCUAGGCAGGCGCAGAGUUGGGCAAAUCUGCAGAGAAAAAACAAAAAAUGGGGGUCUGUGUCAGUACCGGGGCGUGGGUGGUCUGGUGGUCAACCUGCUCUGAGACAAGCACCUCAAACCACAUGGGGACUGUUAAAGCCCACAGGUAAUGGCUUCCACAGACUGUUCUUACAGCAUAAACAAGUCACUGCAAAAAAAGAGAGAAAAAAAAGAAAGAAAAGAACAGUCAAAAAAAGAAAUUAUUCACGACAUGAUUUAUGUUGACUAGCGAUUAAUCAGGAAAUUCUCCACUUUGAAUCAACAGUUAUUUUCUUAACCCAGGAUAGUCUUGAAGUAUCUGGUCAUUUUUUUUAUUAUUUUUAAGUCAUUUUUUCAGUCAUGGAUAAAAAAGAAAUUCUCCCGCCAGUGGAUUAGGAUUGCACUCUGACGUAAGGAUGCGCAUCGCUGCUUUAAGGAUGCGAUUGAAAAGAAAUCGAGAAUAAUGACAUACGGAAGAAACCUGGUAUUAAAAAAAAAACUCAUUUGAACAACAUUAAAUUCAUGAUUCAUAAUGUUGUAUAAUAAACCCAAAAAUAAAAGUCAUUCUUCACAAAAGCAUUAGCUCUGUCGAUAAAGUAAUAAGAACUGGAGUUAUACUUUCAUGCUUAUAAAAAUAAAUAGUACUACUUAGAUUGACUUACA
Colossoma macropomum (tambaqui) is the source of this 5290-nucleotide messenger RNA. It is a transcript of the gene stox2a, whose product is annotated as storkhead box 2a. NCBI's taxonomy places the organism in Eukaryota, Metazoa, Chordata, Actinopteri, Characiformes, Serrasalmidae. Bases 1407 to 4598 code for a protein of 1063 amino acids. Gene Ontology annotation, cellular component: cytoplasm; nucleus. Gene Ontology annotation, biological process: positive regulation of transcription by RNA polymerase II. The record is from RefSeq and is a predicted model, not a curated record. Gene Ontology annotation, molecular function: DNA-binding transcription activator activity, RNA polymerase II-specific; RNA polymerase II transcription regulatory region sequence-specific DNA binding. The transcript has 4 exons.